CGCCCCGUCCGUGCUCCCCGCGCUGCUGAGAUCAGCUUCCUGCUUUUCGUUUCCCUCGGACCGGCGCUGUUACUCCUCCCCCGAAAGAGUUAUUUUCAUCGGUCUGGAGUUAAUGUCUGUGUGAGGCUGCGGGCUCUGUUUGAGACAGGCGAGCGCCGGGCUGGAGAAGCGGUGUCACGGUGGCCGUGGUGUGUUGCAGAGCGCCCGGAAUGUAGGCAGGAUGGCAGAAAACUCUUGUGUGCCAGCUCUGUGACCGGGAAGGCACAGGAGGUCACAGUAAUGAAAGGCAGUAGUAGGAAUAAGGAUCACUCAACAGAAGGUGAAGGAACUGGGAAGCGACCAAAAAGGAAGUGUCUUCAGUGGCAUCCCCUGCUUGCCAAGAAACUCCUUGACUUCUCUGAAGAGGAAGAAGAGGAAGAAGAAGAGGAAGAUAUUGAUAAGGUGCCGCUCCUUGGCCCUGAUGGUUUAGAGCAGGAUGCUGAUGAGACUGAAGAUGACGAGUCCUCAGAGCAACGAGCUCGCCGACCAAUGAAUGCGUUUCUCUUGUUCUGCAAACGCCACCGCUCUCUUGUGCGGAAAGAACACCCUCGCCUCGAUAAUCGUGGCGCAACCAAGAUCUUGGCAGAUUGGUGGUCUGUUCUAGAUCCAAAAGAAAAACAGAAAUACACUGACAUGGCCAAGGAGUACAAGGAUGCAUUUAUGAAAGCAAACCCAGGAUAUAAGUGGUGCCCCACAACCAACAAACCUGUGAAAACCCAGGCAUCGAGUGUUACGAACAGGAAAAAGCUAUGGGCCAUUGCAUCAGACUCUGCAAAAGACUUACCAAGCCCAAGGAAAGUAACCAAAAGUGAAGAAAUGCCACAGCUAAACUUUGGGAUGGCAGAUCCUACCCAAAUGGGAGGCCUGAGUAUGCUGCUUCUAGCAGGGGAACAUGCACUUACUGCACAAGAGGUUUCCUCCAGUACUUGCCAGUCUGAUACAUCUAAUUCUACAGAAGCCUGUCAGAAGUCAUCAUUGUUUCAGUUUGCAGAGAUCUCUUCCAACACGUCACAGCCUGGAGUCCUGGGGGCAGUAAAACAAACGGAGGAGUCUGCAUUGUUUCAGUUUGCUGAGAUCUCAUCAAAUACUUCCCAGUUGCCAAGUCCCGAGCCAGUAAAGCACUGUGGGAAGUCGGCACUCUUCCAGUUGGCAGAGAUUUCUUCAAGUACAUCCCAUUCAGGGCCUUCGGAUUUAACAAAACAGUGUGGAACAUCAGCAUUAUUUCAGCUGGCAGAGAUGUGCCUUGCUUCAGAAGGAGUAAAAGUGAAAGAACCUGGGAAAACAAAAGUGGAAGCACUGGAAGAUGAGGAAGGGGAAGUUUCAGAGGACAUGGAAGUAGAACUGGAGAAAACAACAGUAAAAGACUCCAGUAAUAGAAAAGUAGAACAAUCAGAGACAGAAAAAAUGCAAAACCCAGAUGAAACAAAAGCUGAGGAAUCAGAAACUGCAAAAUGCAGAGAAUUUACUAGUCUUGCAUUGGAAAACAGUCCUUUUGAGAGGAAGGAUAACACAAAGGAUCACGUGUGCCGUUCUCCAGAGCUUUUCAUGAGUGACAUGACUAUCCUUGGGCUAAAGCCAGAAAAGAUAAAGAAGAAAAAGAAAAAAAAUAAGUUGGACCGGCACACAAAUGAAAAAUCCACCCCCAAAAAAUCUUGUAAAAAGAGGCAGUCCUCCGAGUCGGACAUUGAAAGUGUAAUGUACACAAUUGAAGCCGUGGCCAAGGGGGACUGGGGUGCUGAGAGACUCGCGGAUACUCCCCGCAAAAAAAACCGCCCUGUCUCAAAUGUGAAGGGAAGCAUGUUGGAUACAAAAUCACCAAAGAAAAAAGUGAAAUCGAAAGAAAAGAAAACAUCAAAGGAGAAACCAGUGGAGACCACCAAAGAAUCCAAGCUUCCCGAUUUCCUAAGUAUUGAAGCCAGCAAGGAAGUACCGUGUGAGGCUUCUGAUAACAUUAAAGUGGAACCACUGACCCCAACAGAGGAGGUGGUACCCCAGAGCUUACCAGAACAGGUCAAAACUGAGGACAGUGACUGUGUUAAAAAGAUAGAAACCUGUGGCUCCAGGAAAUCAGAGAGAUCUUGCAAAGGUGCUCUUUAUAAAACUCUGGUGUCAGAGGGCAUGCUCACAUCUCUGCGCGCUAAUGUGGACAGAGGAAAAAGAAGCUCAGGAAAAGGUAACUCCUCAGAUCAUGAAGGAUGCUGGAAUGAAGAAAUCUGGGCCUUUUCCCCAAGUGGGACAAGUGGGAACAAGAAACUGAAAAAGACUAAGCCAAAGGAAGAGUUUGUUUUUGGCUUAGCAAAAUUGGAAGAAGAAUUUGCAAAGAAAUUCAACAGCCUCCCUCAAUACAGUCCUAUUACCUUUGACAGGAAAAAUUCAGCUGUUUCGAGGAAAAAGCGAAAGAUUGGAAGCGGCUCAUGUGAACUACCAAAAUCCAACAAAGGUUCAUUCCAGUCUCAGAAAAAGAACUUAUUCCACAAAAUUGUCAGCAAAUUUAAGCACAGAAAGAAGCUUAAUGUUCCGGACACAGCCAUACUAUUAGAAGACAGAAAUUCCAGUGAGGCUGCCUGGAAGAAUAAAAUUUCUAUAUCUGCCCUAAACACUCCAGAGCCAGCAAUGAUGCAUGAGCCUUUAGUUGGCAGCCAGAAAAGGAAAGCAAGGAAAACUAAGAUCACACAUCUUGUCCGAACAGCAGAUGGGCGAGUGUCACCAGCAGCAGGGACACUGGAGGAGAAGCCAAAAGAGCUGCCACAAAGUACUCUUCAAAAAUCAUCAAGUGCAGAAACGGAUUGCAACAGUGAAUGCUCCAGAAACACAGAGACAGAAGAAAAUCAUAGUAUUACGUCAGAUAUGCCAGCAGUGUCUGCAUUUUUUAGCUUAGCUGCUCUGGCAGAAGUAGCAGCCAUGGAAAAUGUACACAGAAGUCAGAGGGCCACACCUCUCCCACAUGAUGGACAGCCAAAUGAAAUGUCUCAGGCUCCAGUGCUUAUUUCCUGCGCUGACCAGUGAAGCUCCACUUUAUUGUAAAACAUUGUGCUUUACCUAAUAUCCUAGCCUUGUCUUUACCAAGGGAAGCUAGUCAGUCCAUAUGGUGGAACUAGAGACUGCAAUAAAGUGCUUAUUGCUCUGAGUGGCCCAGAAUUCACUGGAAGCCAGACGUUAGCAACUUGGGCCAGGUCCUCAAAUUGGAACCCAGUGUGUAGGAGGGUGAUAUUGUCUAUUAAUGAACUGAAAUGGAGUGGAAUGAAAUGGAAUGAUCCCAGAGCUUGCUUUCUAUUGAAGGCUUUUAAACAGUAAACAGGUGGUUGGUGUGAAAAAGGCUGCCUUUACUGUUAGCUCACACAGCAUCUCUUUUACCAACCAGAGAGUACGACUAGUUUCAUAUAAUAUCUAGUUAUUCUAAAUGAAAAAGAAAAAAAAAAAACAACAAAAACACUGACGCACUGCACUAGUUACUAUUAGAUAUUCUUAGUCAUUUUUGUACAUGAAGAUUUAAGUUCUAAGAUGGUUUAUAUUAAUAGGUUAUGCCUACGUUUAUAUUGUAGAAUGAAUUUAAAACCUGUUCCAGAGAACUCAAGGCAGCCUGGACAGAUGUACCAUUGUUAGCGGUGUUUGGGCAGCCACGUGGUCCAGAUGUUCUGCACUUUUAUAUUUGCCACCAGAGUGGUAGAGUUUACUGGGAAAAGUUCUGACAGGCUACGUUUGGGUUUGUUUCUUUUUAAUUUAGCUUUGAAUAACCAGGAUGAUGUGCAUUAGAAAAAGGUGUGGUGUAUGGAAAAGAAAAUACUGCAGAUAAUUGACUUGUCUUUCAUGCCUUGGAGGGUUCCUUUAUUUUUGCAUAGAUAUCUGAGCGACUUGGUGAAACUUUCCUGUAAACAAAAAGUACUGCAAAUGCGUUUUUCAAAAGUGACCUUAGUAUUAUUUCACAGUUCUGAAUAACUCAAAACCAUGACUUUUCAAUAUAGUGUACACCAAUACACAUACCUUUUACAUUUUACAGACACUGGCAUUGUUGUAGUUACUAUGCACAGUCCAAAUCAGCUUCACAGUUUGCAUAAAGGGCCAAUUGCAGUUUGUGUUGGUAAAGUGGAAAGCUGUAUACAGUUAAACUACAACUGAAGAGUAGCUAUUGACUGAAUUCAGACUACCAAACAGAUCCAUCUGCCAGUUUCUGUCUCUGCUUGUGUUGAAUUUUUGUGUUUUGCUAUCAUAAAUACAUCCCAAAAGCAGGCCAAGUGUAUCACUUGGCCUGUUACCUUCACUAUUCUGACUUACACUAUUGUAUAACCCAUUGAUUCCUACCAAUAGAUGCAAAAUGAUCACUAGUAAUUGAUCUAAAGCUACAAAUUCAACAGGGUACUUCUUCUAUAGCACAAGAUGUUUCCCUACUUUUUGCAUUGUAGCACAACAAUUUACCAAAUUGGACUCCAGCAAUAAUUUUCUAUUAGUCUUCGUCAUACUGGCUGAACUUUUGAUAGUAUUAGAUUGAGUUUGAAGUUCUUUGAAUUAAGUCUUUAAAUGAUGCAAGUUUACAUCAUUCUAUCAGGCAUUCUUAUUUAUACUUGACUGAAUUGAUAAUGUGUUUUGAGGUUAUUUUGUAACUAAUUUGAUGUAAUAGCCAUAUGGACAGUAACUAUUAAUGCUUGCUAGGUUUAGCCUUUCAUUGUUGUAGUUAAGUGAAAGUCUCUGGUUCAGUGUCAGGAAACAAUAUACAGUGUACCACAAGAGUUUUAAGAAAGGAUUCAAGGUCUGACAAAAGACACGUAGGGAAGUGUCACUGAAACAGCAACAUCAAGGAUGCAUGUGAUGAACACAGGGAACAGAAGAACAACAAAAUUUACAAACCAAUGAGUCAGUGAAAAGGCUUUUUUAAAAAUUCAGGUGACUAAAUGUCUAGGAGCCCCUAGAAUGCCAUUGCAGCUUAUGGUGGUAUUUUAAAUAAGAUUUUAUUAAAGUUUUAUAAGUUAUUUUAACAAGACGGGAAAAAUUUAAAAGACUUAAAACUUGUGGGUCACAGCAGGGUGGCUUUUGGAGUUUUGGACCACUUUAUAAUUAGCUGAAAUCCAAAUAUGUUACAGUGCAGGCCGUUCACGUUGACAAUGGUACUAACUUAUUUCUCUAGAAACCUUUAGAGUAGAUAUAUUUUUGUCAAAGCACCCCAUCCUUCCUCGAUUUAAAUUUCAAUAUUGUUCCUGGAGAUAUUUCUGUAUAUUAAUGGUACCUUUUUUAAAAGAAACAGAAAAUUACUUUUUUCUAUAUUAAUUAAUAUCUUACUUGAUCUGCUUUUCCUUGACUUUCCCUUAGAGAGGGGGUAGGGUUGGGUCAGUUUACUGGAUAUGACUGUUUUCAGAUACUUACAAACCUUUUUGUAGAUAUGCUUAAUUUUUAAGCGAUUAGGCACUGAGAGUAGCAGAAAUCCUGCAAAGCUUUAUAGUUCACUAGGCAUUUGCCUUUGUUGGUUCUCUGAGUGAUGUCUUGAUUUGAGUAGCUAGAAUUUUCCCUGAAUCUACUAGAAGGGGUAUCAGUAUUUUCAGGUAACAAAGUCUGUUAGCACAACAAAAACUUCAGACCAAUAUCUUACUGUAUUGGUGUUGGGUUUUUUUUUCCUUGUUUGUUUUGUUUUAAUUUUUAUUAAUUUCAGCUGCUUUCAUUUUGGAAAAUCUUACUGCUAUUGUGUGUACUUCGGUAUACCAGCAAACACUGUUACCUGUUAACACGUUGUCCACAAAUGCCUCUAGAGAAGAAAUUGUUGCACCUUAUGUAUAUCUCAAGCAAACCAAAAUAUUAUGCUUUUCUGCUUUGUUUAUUCUGAAUAUGUUGUAUCAUACUUUACUGAACCCAUUUUAACUUAGCUAAAGCGAUCAAUAUUUAUGCAUUUCACAUUAUUUUCUGGAUCUGAACCUGUGUAUAAAUCUUUCUUUGAAAAAAAAAAGACAAGCAUUUACUGUAGUUGUCCUCUAUGACUUAUCCAUGGGAGGGGGGAAUCUUGUCUCAAGUGUAAAAUGCAGUACUGUCCCAGUUUUCCUUGGCUUUUAUUUAUUUAGUCAUCUUUGAUAUUUCAUAGUUCUGAGGCAUACAAAAUGCAUUGUCAUAGCCAAAGCUACAGAUCUAAGAAGCUGGGAGAAAAUUACUGUAAUGUCUUCUUAAUUGUUCUAGUACUGUAUACAAAUAUGGGAAAUAUGUUCUGCAGAACAUUUGAGAUGCAGAUUCUUAUCCCCACAGUAGGCUAUUUUCCAGGUAUUAGACCAAAUCAAUCAAAACUUCAUAUCUUACAGGUCUUUUCUGACUAAAUUAUUCUGAAAACAUCUAUGGAGAUUACUUAAUGCUCUGCUUUUGGCAGUAAGUACCCCUUGAAUGUGCUGUGAUUUCAGAAAAGAAUAUAUUUAUUUAGCUCUUUUAUACUAAUACGGUAUCCCAAAGUCAGGAGCAAGAGAUUUCUUGGUAGUUUGGGUUUCUAUUUUAUAGCAUUGGUGCAUGACUUUUGAAAUUAAAGUGAUAAGCGUUGUUGGGAAGGGGCACAAGAACAAGGGACUUGCAGAAGCGUGUGGAUUUGUGGUGUUUAAAUUCCAGCUUUGGUCUUUAUCAUUUGGGUGAAAGCUGCCUUUGUAGCACAAGGCUGAAGAGCAUUCUGUAAUUUGUAUCAAGUAGAGAGUUGUAGGUCAUGUCAGUACAAAGGAAUGCCUUAUAGUUUGGAUGCUGUCUUUUGCAACAGAAUAUUAAUUGAAGCAAUUUUAAUUUCCACUGCCUGUUUAGCUACUGUACAGAUACUGAACCAACUGAAAGCAAGUUAUAGACAUGGGGCAGCUAAGAGCAUGUAAGAAAAGGUGUCCUUUAUUCUCAGUAUAGCAACAUUAUGGCAACAAAGGGGAAUUAGAGAAGAAUUUGGAUGUGUAUAUAUGGGGGGGGGGUGGGGUGUGAGUGUGUGUGUGUGUGUGCACCUGUGUGUGCCUGGGUGUGUACAUUCUGCAAAAAAAUUAUGUAGGAAACCAGAAACAUGAUGGGUCUACAAGACACUAUAAUGUAUGUUGACCCUUUUGAGUGCACUCCCUUUUUUUUGAAUGCUGAGUCUAAUAUGGCUACCUCUCCUAAAAGACUACUUUUGUUAACUUCCAUUUGCUUUCCGGCUUGAUCAUGUAAUCUUUUUUGGCCGUUUGAUACCAUUUGUAUAUCACUGUGUGCUUUAUUUUCCAAGAGCAACAUUUAUAUAGCGCAGACACCAUAAAGGCUGAAUGAAUAUACAGUGGUAGCCAAACUGUGUUGCUGGAGCAUUUUUGCUUAACCUCUGCCACAGUCAUAUGGGUUGCAGGACCCACUAGCUCCGCUUAGUUCAGUGAGAUCAGUUUCUGUAAGAGCAGAAGAUGCAGUGCACGAGGGAUGGUGGACUUGUGAUGUUUCCAGAGGUGUCGAGUAAGCCACGUGCUGCUCCUGAAACAGCUUCUAGAGUUUAUGUUCACAGUCCUGAUUUUGCAAGGAAACAUAACUGUGCAACUUGGCUGUUGUGUACCCUACGUUAUCCAUUAGAUGCUGUUUGUUUGCUGUGCUUGUUUGGUACAUUGUAGAGCUCCUUUGCCAUGUUUUGCAACACUCAUGGCAUUCUCCCUACCUUGUACAUAUUUCUGAACUGUCAACUACAGGUGCCAGGGUGCUGAGGCCCUUCAGGACACUGAGUGCCAUGAACAAGUACAUAUUUAGGCUGUGAAAGGGUUACUUGCCUCCUCCCCUGAAUUCCCCAAGAAAAGGGCACAGUGAGGUUUAUGGUCUCACCUAAGUACUACUAUAGUCAUUUAUAUACUCAGUAUUCUGUACUGAAUUGACAACUUUGAAGAAGCUUAAUAAGACAGAUGUCUAUUUCACGUUCCCUGCUAAUUCUUUGAUGGCAGAAAUCUAGGAGGACUUGACAUGAGAUCUCCACUCAGCAGCACAGCCAGGCUCAGGCUGGAAACCCUUCUUCUUCCUUAAGGGGCAGCUGUUCAGGAAAACUGGCUGGGCUCCCAAAUAUAAUGCUCGUCUGCUCUUUUCAGCUUCAAGCUGAAAUCUUGUUUGCACCUCAGUACUGCUACACUCAAAUCAGUGGUUGGGGGUCUUUGAGGGCAGCAAAAGCAGAAGAGGCAUGUACAUGCAUCUGUCUGCACAUGCACACAGCGGAGUGCAAUGACUUUCAGCACAUACUCUGUACUAAAGUGUUCCCGUGUUUGCUCAUAAAACAACUUUGAAGUUUUUCAGACAAUAGUUUUCCAACUUCCUUACUAGAUUUUGGUAUCUUUUCUUCGCAUUACACAGCAUAAGGUGUGAGUUUCAAAAGUCACAUCUGAAAAAAACACAGAUCCUGCUGACCUGGAUGCUACAAAAAUCUUCUUUCUCAGCAGUGCUUGCUUUUAAUAGCCAGUAUCUGUUGACAAUUUCAACACAACUGAUUUGCUGUGAUCUUUUUUCUUGGAGCCCAAUCCUUCAACUUCUAUUCUCACAUGUAUUUCCACUGAAUUUUGACCUAGUAUAUAGUUUUACUCUCUCCAAAGUUUGGUGUAAACAUGCCUUACAAUAGUUCAUCUCCAUCAAUGGUAUAACAGAGCUACUGCCUUCUUAGUUACAUGUAGUUAAAUCAGUAAGCACAUUUAUAGAAUGUCAUACUUUACUCAAAAACCUCUAAUUUGAUACUUCUAAGUGCACAUGUUAAGUCAUGUGUAUAACAUGCUAAAGUACAUCAGACUGUGAUAAUGAAGCUGAAUAAAAUAUUUAAUAAAAUAUUUGAAAUAUUUGAUAA
Messenger RNA from Passer domesticus (house sparrow), 8797 nucleotides. RefSeq names its product BBX high mobility group box domain containing (gene BBX). The record is from RefSeq and is a predicted model, not a curated record. Gene Ontology annotation, biological process: regulation of transcription by RNA polymerase II. Gene Ontology annotation, cellular component: nucleus. Gene Ontology annotation, molecular function: RNA polymerase II transcription regulatory region sequence-specific DNA binding; DNA-binding transcription factor activity, RNA polymerase II-specific. The coding region runs from base 280 to 3045 and encodes 921 amino acids. The transcript is spliced from 16 exons. Lineage: Eukaryota; Metazoa; Chordata; Aves; Passeriformes; Passeridae.